UAAAAGGCCCGGAAGUUGCUAGAGCCGGUCCUUUUCUCAUCCGCCCGUCCUGUGAGGCGGAUAGAAGCCGGAGCCUGAGAAACAAGCAAUCUAGCCCCAUCCGGCAAAAUGGUGAACUUCACAGUAGACCAGAUCCGUGCCAUCAUGGACAAGAAGUCCAACAUCCGUAACAUGUCUGUGAUUGCGCAUGUUGACCACGGCAAGUCCACUCUUACUGACUCUCUGGUGUCAAAAGCUGGGAUUAUUGCUUCUUCCCGUGCUGGUGAAACCAGGUUCACUGACACUCGCAAGGAUGAACAAGAAAGAUGCAUCACCAUUAAGUCAACUGCCAUCUCCCUGUUUUAUGAGCUCAAGGAAGAAGAUUUGGCUUUCAUCAAACAGUGCAAGGAUGGCAGUGGCUUCCUGAUCAACCUGAUCGACUCACCUGGGCAUGUCGACUUUUCCUCUGAAGUAACAGCUGCUCUGCGUGUAACUGAUGGCGCCCUUGUUGUGGUAGACUGCGUCUCUGGGGUAUGUGUGCAAACUGAAACUGUGCUGCGUCAGGCUAUUGCUGAACGUAUCAAACCUGUGCUGAUGAUGAACAAAAUGGACCGUGCCUUGCUUGAACUGCAGCUUGAUGUAGAGGAGCUAUACCAGACCUUCCAGCGCAUUGUGGAAAAUGUCAAUGUCAUCAUCUCUACCUACGGUGAAGAUGAGAAUGGUCCCAUGGGAAACAUCAUGGUUGAUCCAGUUUUUGGAACAGUUGGUUUUGGUUCUGGGCUCCAUGGUUGGGCUUUCACCCUAAAGCAGUUUGCAGAAAUGUACGUUGCCAAAUUUUCUGCUAAGGGUGAUACUGCCCUUUCUCCAGAAGACCGUGCCAAGAAAGUAGAGGAUAUGAUGAAAAAACUUUGGGGUGACAGGUAUUUUGAUCCGGCUGCUGGUAAAUUCAGCAAGUCUGCUACCAAUGCUGAUGGCAAGAAAUUGCCCAGAACUUUCUGUCAGCUGGUCUUGGAUCCCAUCUUCAAGGUCUUUGAUGCAAUUAUGAAUUUCAAGAAGGACGAAAUAGAAAAAUUGAUUCAGAAGCUAGAUAUAAAGCUGGACAAUGAAGAUAAAUCCAAAGAGAGCAAACCUUUGCUAAAGGCUGUUAUGCGUCGCUGGUUGCCUGCUGGUGAUGCGUUGUUGCAGAUGAUCACCAUACACCUUCCAUCGCCUGUCACUGCUCAGAAAUAUCGUUGUGACCUUCUGUAUGAGGGACCUCCUGAUGAUGAAGCUGCCAUGGGCAUCAAGAACUGUGACGCAAAAGGCCCUCUGAUGAUGUACAUCUCCAAGAUGGUGCCCACAACUGACAAGGGCAGGUUCUACGCCUUUGGCCGUGUCUUCUCCGGUGUUGUUUCCACUGGUCUUAAGGUCCGAAUUAUGGGACCAAAUUACACUCCAGGCAAGAAGGAAGACCUUUACCUGAAGCCUAUUCAAAGAACAAUUCUGAUGAUGGGCCGUUAUGUGGAGCCUAUUGAAGAUGUGCCUUGUGGAAACAUCGUUGGGCUUGUUGGUGUUGAUCAGUAUCUCGUGAAGACUGGUACCAUUACCACUUACGACCAGGCUCACAACCUGAGAGUGAUGAAGUUCAGCGUCAGCCCUGUUGUGCGUGUUGCUGUUGAAGCCAAAAAUCCAGCUGAUCUGCCAAAAUUGGUUGAAGGACUGAAGCGUCUCGCUAAGUCUGACCCCAUGGUGCAGUGUAUCAUUGAGGAAUCUGGUGAACACAUCAUUGCUGGUGCUGGUGAGCUGCAUUUGGAAAUCUGCCUGAAAGAUCUUGAAGAGGACCAUGCUUGUAUUCCCAUUAAGAAAUCUGACCCAGUUGUGUCUUACCGUGAGACUGUUAGUGAGGAAUCCAACGUAACGUGCUUGUCAAAGUCUCCCAACAAGCACAACAGGCUGUACAUGAAAGCUAGACCAAUGCCGGAGGGCCUUCCAGAAGACAUUGACAAGGGUGAUGUUACUGCCCGUCAAGAGCUCAAACAGCGAGCCAGAUAUCUUGCUGAAAAGUAUGAAUGGGACGUCACGGAAGCUCGUAAAAUAUGGUGCUUUGGACCUGAUGGCACAGGCCCCAAUAUGUUGAUUGAUGUGACUAAAGGAGUCCAGUAUCUCAACGAAAUCAAGGACAGUGUCGUUGCUGGAUUUCAGUGGGCAACCAAAGAGGGUGCUCUGUGUGAUGAGAACAUGCGUGGGGUGCGAUUUGACAUUCAUGAUGUAACCCUGCAUGCUGAUGCUAUUCACCGUGGUGGUGGUCAGAUCAUUCCCACUGCAAGAAGAUGUCUGUAUGCCUGUGUGCUGACUGCCCAGCCGAGACUUAUGGAACCUGUCUACCUGGUUGAGAUUCAGUGCCCGGAGCAAGUGGUUGGUGGGAUCUAUGGUGUACUGAAUAGGAAACGUGGUCACGUGUUUGAAGAAUCCCAUGUUGCAGGCACACCCAUGUUUGUUGUCAAGGCUUACCUACCUGUAAAUGAAUCAUUUGGUUUCACAGCUGACCUGAGGUCUAAUACAGGUGGCCAGGCUUUCCCACAAUGUGUUUUUGACCACUGGCAGAUCCUACCUGGUGACCCGAUGGAUUCAGCCUCCCGCCCGUUUCAAAUUGUGGCUGAAACCCGUAAGCGCAAGGGCCUGAAAGAGGGCAUCCCAGCUCUGGACAACUUCCUGGACAAGUUGUAAUGUUUAACAGCACAUCAUUGGAAAUCUGAUCAACACACCAUUGGCUGGCUCUUCGAACUAAUUAGUGAAUUAUAACAUUGCCAGAUUAGACAUGGUGGUGUAUUGUAUUGUAUUCUUGCAAUGAGGUUCACUGCAAAAAGAAUGGACAUCGUAGUGGCAUAAAUUAAAAAGAAUGUUUACCUCUUA
Molecule: messenger RNA, 2871 nt
Organism: Chiloscyllium plagiosum (whitespotted bambooshark)
Lineage: Eukaryota; Metazoa; Chordata; Chondrichthyes; Orectolobiformes; Hemiscylliidae
Product: elongation factor 2
Biological process (GO): translational elongation
Cellular component (GO): ribonucleoprotein complex; cytosol
Molecular function (GO): ribosome binding; GTP binding; translation elongation factor activity
Source: RefSeq, a predicted model, not a curated record